This is a messenger RNA of Andrographis paniculata, 841 nucleotides long. Its product is annotated as 40S ribosomal protein S13-like. Gene Ontology annotation, molecular function: structural constituent of ribosome; small ribosomal subunit rRNA binding. Bases 98 to 553 code for a protein of 151 amino acids. Gene Ontology annotation, cellular component: ribosome; cytosolic small ribosomal subunit; nucleolus. The record is from RefSeq and is a predicted model, not a curated record. The transcript has 5 exons. Gene Ontology annotation, biological process: translation. Lineage: Eukaryota; Viridiplantae; Streptophyta; Magnoliopsida; Lamiales; Acanthaceae.
CAAAUUCCUUCGUCGGAGUUAGGGUUUGUGGCCUUCGUCCUCAUUUGCGGCAGAACUUCAUCGGCAAAUACAGAGACGCGCCACCUCCUCCGCCGCCAUGGGUCGUAUGCACAGCCGCGGUAAGGGCAUUUCCGCCUCCGCUCUACCCUACAAGAGAACUCCUCCUAGCUGGCUGAAAUCCUCGACUGAAGAUGUUGAGGAAAGCAUCUGCAAGUUUGCGAAGAAAGGAAUGACGCCUUCCCAGAUCGGUGUGAUUCUUCGUGAUUCUCACGGCAUUGCGCAGGUUAAGAGUGUUACUGGAAGCAAAAUCCUUCGUAUUCUAAAGGCGCACGGACUCGCGCCUGAGAUUCCGGAGGAUUUGUAUCACUUGAUAAAAAAGGCUGUAGCCAUCAGGAAGCAUUUGGAAAGGAACAGGAAGGAUAAAGAUUCUAAAUUCAGGUUGAUUUUGGUGGAGAGCAGGAUUCACAGACUCGCCCGAUACUACAAGAAGACCAAGAAGCUCCCUCCCGUCUGGAAAUACGAGUCGACCACUGCAAGCACUCUUGUUGCUUAGGCUUACAGAGUAGCUCGAAGAAUUUUGGAUGGUUGCUGAAGAUGAUCGACUGCAAUGGUAUGUCGGCUUACCUAGCAUACUUGGGCAGGAAUUUUUCAUUUUAGAAUUUUGUUUUUUGUCUCUAUUGGUUCUUGCUUACUAUGAGUUAUACAAGCUAAUGAACAAUAACUACUGACAUUAUUUAUUUGUGAUGCAUCAUUUGACAUUUUUUAAUUUUAUUUUUCAGUAGCUACAAUGCUUAAAAGGCCAAUCUACUUUAUGAUGAUAUAAUUGCCUCUCAGUAUAUGA